AUGGAGGGGACACUGACGUGUGGCGACGUCACAUGUCUAUCGUCCAUCGUGACCUUCCUGAUAAACCUGGAUCUGGAUCAGGACCUCCUUCAGGAUCUGGAUCUAACUCAUAAAUGUGUUCCCAAAAGUCUGAAGUACAACCAGCCCAGCAUCGUGCACGGUCGUGCUGACGUGGUGACGGUGACACCAUGGUUGGCUCCGGUGGUCUGGGAGGGGACCUUCAACCCAUUUCUCUUGGACAGCAUCUACAAAAGGAAGAACAUCACCAUUGCCGCCACCGUCUUCGCUGUCGGAAAGUACAUCAUGUUCCUGAAGGACUUUCUGGAGACGUCUGAGGAGCACUUCUUCGUUGGCUUCAGGGUGGACUUUUACGUGUUCACCGAUCGCCCUAACGAGGUGCCCAAAGUGAACAUGGCGGCCGGCAGAAUGGUGACGGUGCGCUCGGUGCCCAGCUCAAACCGCUGGCAGGAGAUCUCAGCUCGCAGGAUGGAGAUCAUCCAGAACCUGAUCGAGAAGAAGCUUCAGAACCGCGCCGACUACAUCUUCUGUCUGGACGUCGACUCCAAGUUCCACGAGGUCCAAAUCAUCAGGUUCUCCGGCGUCAUCAAGAACUACGCCAACAUCCGCCCCAACUGA
Neolamprologus brichardi is the source of this 636-nucleotide messenger RNA. NCBI's taxonomy places the organism in Eukaryota, Metazoa, Chordata, Actinopteri, Cichliformes, Cichlidae. The record is from RefSeq and is a predicted model, not a curated record.